This is a messenger RNA of Acanthocheilonema viteae, 393 nucleotides long. Lineage: Eukaryota; Metazoa; Nematoda; Chromadorea; Rhabditida; Onchocercidae. The record is from the annotation of a GenBank genome assembly.
AUGCAAAUUAGAGCGUCAAAUGAAAUUUUAUGCAAUGGAUUUACUUUUGCAGAUGCAAAUUCAUUUCACCAAACAUCAAAAUGGAUUGAUGAUGUUCGCACGGAAAGAGGAAGUGACGUUAUCAUUAUGCUUGUGGGCAAUAAAACUGAUUUAGCGGACAAACGGCAAGUGUCUACUGAGGAAGGUGAGCGCAAGGCGAAGGAACUGAAUGUUAUGUUUAUUGAAACAUCGGCAAAAGCUGGAUAUAAUGUGAAGCAGCUUUUCCGACGUAUUGCUGGAGCGCUGCCUGGCAUUGAGGCUGAUCAAAGAGAUAAGCAUGAUAUGCAAGAAGUGAAGUUAAGCGAUGCUCCUAUCCGACAGAUUCAAAUGCAAGAAAGCGGUUGUUGGUGUUGA